CUUCACAUUCUCACAUACCCAGGUCCCAGAUACCAGUUUUCAAAGGCCCUUUAAUUAAAUCAUUGGAGUUUAUAAAUAUAUUAUAACCUCAUCACAAGCACAACCUCGCUAGACUUUACAUCUCUCUCUCUCCUAUACAUAUAUUGUCACCACUACUUUUGUCUCUUUAAUUUGGUUCUUCAUUGAUCAGAGCAUGUAGCCGUAUUUCUCAGUUGCUUCCUCAAUCAAAUCAGCAGUUUCAUUCAAAGUUGUACAAGUACAUAUAUAUUCUACUUGGAUCGAUCAUGUAAUUGCUGCAGCCAAGUAUCUAUGUGUGUUAUUAGCUCCUUGAUCAUCAAAUAAUGGCAACUUUGGUAACCUUUGCUCCAACAACUCCGUAGAGAAUUGAAUUAUAGAGAAGCUGUGUGUUCUUGCCUAUAUAUACAUACAGUAAUUCUACUUCAGAAGCCAAUAAUAAGCUUGGUACGUAGUUGCAAAGAAAGGCCAUGGAAGAAACAUUUGUACCGUUCCGGGGGAUUAAGAAUGACCUUAGGGGAAGAUUGAUGUGCUACAAGCAAGACUGGACUAGUGGCAUUAAAGCUGGCUUCAGGAUUUUGGCUCCCACCACUUACAUAUUUUUUGCUUCUGCAAUCCCAGUCAUUUCAUUCGGUGAACAACUGGAGAGAAACACUGAAGGAGUUUUGACGGCUGUUCAAACCUUGGCAUCCACAGCGCUAUGUGGGAUUAUACACUCAAUCAUUGGUGGCCAACCUUUGCUGAUUUUAGGAGUGGCAGAGCCUACUGUCAUCAUGUACACAUUCCUGUUCAAUUUCGCUAAAGAAAGGCCUGACCUUGGUCGUAAUCUCUUUUUAGCCUGGACUGGAUGGAUUUGUGUUUGGACUGCAUUUCUGCUGUUCAUGCUGGCUAUUUUGGGAGCUUGUUCAAUCAUCAAUCGGUUCACCCGUGUUGCUGGAGAGUUAUUCGGUCUCCUUAUAGCCAUGCUCUUUAUGCAGCAAGCUAUUAAAGGAAUUGUGGACGAGUUUCGCAUACCAAAGAGAGAAAAUCCUAACUCACCACAGUUUGUACCUUCAUGGAGAUUUUCAAAUGGAAUGUUUGCUUUAGUUCUCUCCUUUGGCCUUUUGCUCACUGCAUUAAGAAGUCGAAAAGCAAGGUCAUGGCGAUAUGGUUCUGGUUGGAUUAGAAGCCUUGUAGCAGACUAUGGUGUGCCACUAAUGGUUCUAGUGUGGACAGCAGUAUCAUACAUACCAUCUAGCAGUGUCCCAAAAGGGAUCCCCAGGCGGCUCUUUAGUCCUAAUCCAUGGUCUCCCGGUGCAUAUGAUAACUGGACUGUGAUUAAGGACAUGCUCGAAGUCCCAGUCAUCUAUAUCAUAGGAGCAUUCAUUCCAGCAACGAUGAUUGCAGUGCUUUACUACUUUGACCAUAGCGUAGCCUCACAGCUUGCUCAGCAGAAUGAGUUCAAUUUGAGAAAGCCUUCUUCUUACCAUUAUGACUUACUUCUCUUAGGAUUUCUGACUUUACUGUGUGGUCUGAUUGGAGUGCCUCCAUCAAAUGGAGUCAUCCCACAGUCCCCAAUGCAUACCAAGAGUUUAGCUACUCUCAAACACCAGUUGCUUCGUAACAGACUUGUUGACACAGCACGUAGAAGUAUUAGGAAAAAUGCUAGUUUAGGACAGCUUUACGGUAAUAUGCAAGAAGCAUAUCAACAAAUGCAGACCCCUCUGAUUUAUCAGCAGUCCUCAGUUCGGGGAUUGAAUGAGUUAAAAGAAACGACAAUUAGUGCAGCCUCAAGCAUGGGAAACAUUGAUGCCCCAGUAGACGAGACAAUUUUCGAUGUGGAGAAAGAGAUAGAUGAUCUGUUGCCAGUUGAAGUGAAAGAACAGCGUGUGAGUAACUUGCUCCAGGCUACAAUGGUGGGAGGAUGUGUGGCGGCCAUGCCUGUCCUCAAAAUGAUCCCCACCUCAGUCCUCUGGGGCUACUUUGCUUUCAUGGCCAUUGAAAGCUUGCCCGGUAACCAGUUCUGGGAAAGGAUCUUAUUACUCUUCACCGCACCAAGCAGAAGAUUCAAGGUGCUUGAGGAUUACCACGCAUCAUUCGUGGAAACGGUGCCGUUUAAGACAAUAGCAACAUUCACAAUUUUCCAAACAGUGUAUUUGCUGAUAUGUUUCGGCCUGACAUGGGUCCCAAUCGCGGGACUCAUGUUCCCACUAAUGAUUAUGCUUUUGGUUCCGGUAAGACAAUACUGCCUCCCCAAGUUUUUCAAAGGAAUUCAUCUCCAAGACCUCGACGCCGCCGAGUACGAAGAGGCACCAGCUUUGCCAUAUAAUAUCGCCACGGGAUCAGAGAUAGGCGCGGGUGCUUCAUACGUAGGAGAUGCUGAGAUUUUAGACGAAGUUAUGACCCGAAGCCGAGGUGAGUUCAGGCGCACGAGCAGCUCUAAACUGACGAGCUCCGCAUCGACGCCGGCCAACAAUAAUGCACCGAGAGCAUUCGAGAGCCCGAGCCAGCUGGCGCAUGGCUAUAGUCCUCGCGCAAUGAGCGAGAUGAGAGGAGAGCCAAGCCCACGUGCCGGCGGACGAGGAGGAACGGGGUUGAGUCCAAGGCCAUCUAAUCUGGGCAAGAGCCCUCUCAGCAGUAGCACCACGCCAAAACAGUAGCCGCACUUUGUUCAAAUUUAGAGGUUUUGGUAAAUCUAAUAAGGGGGGCCAUGGGCUAAGCAGCUUGCAUUAUUGUCGUUUUCUUUAGUUUUGUGGUUUUGUUACGUCGAAUGAUGAUGACUUCAUUGUAAAAAGUCCUUUGUUGUAACUAAUAAUUAAUUUAAUGUAAUAGUGCUAUGUGUGAAUGUUGGAAGAA
This is a messenger RNA of Humulus lupulus (European hop), 2850 nucleotides long. Its product is annotated as boron transporter 1-like. Gene Ontology annotation, molecular function: solute:inorganic anion antiporter activity. Gene Ontology annotation, biological process: monoatomic ion homeostasis; transmembrane transport; monoatomic anion transport. The record is from RefSeq and is a predicted model, not a curated record. NCBI's taxonomy places the organism in Eukaryota, Viridiplantae, Streptophyta, Magnoliopsida, Rosales, Cannabaceae. The transcript is spliced from 12 exons. The coding region runs from base 486 to 2654 and encodes 722 amino acids. Gene Ontology annotation, cellular component: plasma membrane.